This is a messenger RNA of Acipenser ruthenus (sterlet), 2926 nucleotides long. It is a transcript of the gene mboat2b, whose product is annotated as membrane bound O-acyltransferase domain containing 2b. The record is from RefSeq and is a predicted model, not a curated record. Gene Ontology annotation, cellular component: membrane. The transcript has 13 exons. NCBI's taxonomy places the organism in Eukaryota, Metazoa, Chordata, Actinopteri, Acipenseriformes, Acipenseridae. Gene Ontology annotation, molecular function: acyltransferase activity. The coding region runs from base 153 to 1688 and encodes 511 amino acids. Gene Ontology annotation, biological process: lipid modification.
CUUCGCAGGGUUUGUUGUAGUGAAGGCGGUGUGUUUCUGGCGGUGCUGUAGUCUGGCUGUGAAGUGAGCGGCGGCAGUCGGUGGCAGAAUAAGGAGUCUGCUGUAAAGGGAUAGAAGGGAGGAGCGAGCGCAGAAGCACAGCUAUCGGAAUCAUGGCUACAGCAAAAAUAAAUCCAUGUACUGGCUCUACGCUACUGCAGCCUAUUAGCGAUCUCAUCAACCUCCCCAUAGACCAGGUUAACUUCGUAGUUUGUCAGCUGUUCGCCUUGCUCACAGCAGUUUGGUUCCGACUUUAUCUCCAUCCAAGCAAAACCAGCACCUUUGUCAGACAUUUUGUGGCAACUCUUCUGGGGUUUUAUUUUGCACUAUUUUGCUUUGGGUGGUAUGCCUUACAUUUUGUUUUUCAAAGUGGGAUUACAUACACCAUCAUGAUCUUAGCAGGAGCGGAGCACAUGCACAAGUACUGUUUUGUGGUUGCUCUGGGGUACCUCAGUCUUUGCCAGGUCACCCGAGUCUACAUCUUUGAUUAUGGGAUGUAUUCAGCUGACUUCACCGGCCCAAUGAUGAUAAUUACACAGAAGAUCACAAGUCUGGCAUUUGAAAUUCACGAUGGACUAGCACGGAAAGACGAGCAGCUGACACCAAGUCAGAGAAGAUUAGCUGUAAGGAGGAUGCCAAGCCUGCUGGAGUAUUUCAGUUACAAUUGCAACUUCAUGGGUAUCCUGGUUGGGCCUACAAGCUCCUACAAGGACUAUAUAGCUUUCAUUGAAGGCACAGCAUAUCACUCGAAAUACUCCGAGACCAAUGGCAAAGAGAAUGGAAAGUAUAAGCAGAGUGAACCUUCACCGAAGAUGGAAGUGAUUCACAAGCUAGCAGUCUGUGCGAUAUCUCUGCUAGUUUACCUGACUGUCUCGAAAAGUUUUUCUGUGGAACGCAACGUUGACGACGCCUUCAUUGCAUCAACGCCGUUUUACACCCGGGUCAUCUACUUGUACUUGUCCAUGCUGACCACCAGACCCAAGUACUAUUUUGCAUGGACACUAGCGGACGCUAUCAACAAUGCAGCAGGAUUCGGCUUUAAUGGAUACAACAAGGACGGGACACCUCGCUGGGACCUGGUUUCAAACAUCAGAAUAGCAAACAUUGAGUUCGCCACAAGUUUUAAGACGUUCCUUGAUAACUGGAAUAUACAGACAGCACUCUGGCUUAAAAGAGUCUGUUACGAGAGAUGUCCCUACAACCCAACAGCAGCAACCUUCUUGCUGUCAGCGAUCUGGCACGGAGUGUAUCCAGGAUAUUACCUGACGUUCUUAACGGGGAUCGUAAUGACGAAAACAGCACGGGCAAUAAGGCACAACGUGAGGCAGUACUUCCUUGGCUCUUCUACACACAAAUUAAUCUAUGAUGUCAUAACAGGGGCAGGGACUCAAGUUGCUAUAAGCUACACAGUGGUACCAUUCGUAUUGCUCUCUGUGCCACCCUCUCUGAAGUUCUACAAGUCAUGUUACUUCUGCCUGCACAUCAUUUGUUUCUUGGUGAUAACAAUGUUGUCAUUGAAGCCGAGACAAAUACGAGACAAACCGACGGAGAACAGCCUGCACCAGGAGCAUCUGCAGGGAGGACUAGUCGGAAACAAUAGCCAUUCUGCCACAGACAACAACAGCAACCAGAAACGGAAAGCCACAUGAAGAUAAGGACCCUUUCGAUAGGGGACGAGAACACUGGGACAAGUGCAGAAUAUUUUUUUUUUUUUUUUUUUUUUUAAGAAAUUAAGAAGAAAAAAAUUCUAAUAAUAAACCCUUCCAGUAAGUAGCACUAUGGAGAGGGAUCAUAAUUGCUUGAAGAAAAGAAAUCAAAUAAUAGAGUGAAACUGACACAGAUCACUGCAACUGAAAAAGAGAGUAACGUGGAACGAUGAAAAUAAAAUAAUAAAUAAAUAAUUCCAUAAAUAAAAAGAUAAUACUAAUGUGGUCUAAUCAAAAGAGCCAGUAUGCCGAAGUAUGCAAAUUGUUUUUAAAUUGCCUUAAACCCUCUAUCUACUUAACCGGUUCUCGGAUUGACAUUCAUUUACAGUAUCAUAAGGUUCCUUUUAAGUUGGGAUGUCGACAGUAGCAGAGCUUUUCAGGUUCAUACACAAGCAGCAGUUUUUUGAAAGCAAGCCAUCUCCGACAGAUAACAGUAUUUAGAGGGUUUUUGUCUGUGUGAAAAUACAGUAAAAGCUCUCCUGUAAAAAAAAAAAUGUAUUACUAUUUUUAGUCUUGGCGAAUGUACAUGCCAUUUUGAUUUAAAUCCAUUUUCUGUUCUAAAGCCUAGGUAGUAUCUGUCUUUUGCCUUUUUUUUUUACAUUUCCACAAAAAUGUAUGUUUAUUACAAACGUGUGUGCAACUGUAUGAGUAUACUGUAUAGUGUUCAUGCCAGUCCUUCCCCUCAUACAUUUUAAGGGCUCAUUAUUCUUUUUUUUUAAAAUCUGUGAUAUAUAUACCUGGCUAUAUAUUAAUCAGUUAUUCGCAGAUGCAGUUUUAAAAUUCAUUGCAGGUUUCUUCACGGUCGGAAGCGUUGGUUGUAACAAUUUUAGCUGACCAAGCGUCGGAGCGAAUGGAGUUUAUCAUGACCAGCCCAUCUUGACCCUAUCAAAAGGCAACCAUGUCCUUUCACUGAUGCUUUCCUGAAGUGUUCAGUCCCAAUGAGAUUAAGUGCAGGCUGACCCAGGGUUGCAUGUCAGGAAAAUUAGGUUGCAGUUUGAUAGGUUGUUCAAUGUCACAAAGUGGGGAGUGGGGUCAAGGUAACACAAUAAACACUAUCUAUUGAAGCUGUGUGGCAAGCAGUGUCUCCAGAAAAAAAAAACACAUUUAAUUUAUGCUGAUAUAUACUUUGUGAUCCUUAAAAUACAUACAGUAAUUCUAAUAAAAACAAUAGUAACUAGCAA